GUAUAAUGCAGGAUUGGCUUCGCUGUAUUGAAGCUGGAAACACAGGCGAAGCAUCUCUUACAGCAGGUGUCACAGCGUCUUAAUAUGACUUAAGUGUCGUUUAUGACUGCUGAAGACGAUCCCUAUGCUUAUCUGAAGCACAGAUGUCUGAAGAAGGGACCUGUGACUCUCGAAAGCUUACCCCCUGAAAAUCUUGUAGGUCUCUAAGGUGCCACUGGACCCAAAGCCUGCUGUUCUACUGCAGACCAUCACAGCUAAAACUGUGCUUAUCUUCUACAUGAAUAUUACCUUUUAAAUAUUAAUAUGUAUCCAUCUGGCCAUUGGUUGGUACCCUGCUGUGGAUGGCCCAGGUUAGCCGGAUCGCAUCGGAUCUUGGAAGCCAAGUAGGGUCAGCCCUGUAUUUAAGAUGACUACUGCAGCCAGACCAACAUUUGAACCGGCAAGAGGAGGGAGAGGAAAAGGAGAAGGCGACUUAAGCCAGCUCUCCAAACAAUAUUCCAGCAGAGAUCUUCCUUCUCAUACUAAGAUCAAAUACAGACAAGCCACUCAGGAUGCCCCUGAGGAGGUGCGCAACCGUGACUUCAGGAGGGAGCUGGAGGAGAGGGAGCGAGUCACUGCGAGGGAGAAGAACAGAGACAGGCCGGCACGAGAACACACAACUUCUUCCUCGGUGUCUAAGAAACCACGAUUAGAUCAGAUUCCAGCCGCUAAUCUAGAUGCUGAUGAUCCAUUAACAGAUGAGGAAGAUGAGGAUGAGGACUAUGAAGAAGAGAGCGAUGAUGAUACAGCAGCUCUGUUAGCGGAGCUCGAAAAAAUUAAAAAGGAGCGGGCUGAAGAACAGGCCAGAAAGGAGCAAGAGCAGAAAGCUGAAGAGGAGAGGAUACGGAUGGAAAACAUCCUGAGUGGCAACCCAUUGCUGAAUCUUACUGGUCCAGUCCAGCCGCAGGCCAACUUCAAAGUGAAGAGGAGGUGGGACGAUGAUGUUGUUUUCAAGAAUUGUGCAAAGGGUGUCGAUGAGAUGAAAAAAGACAAAAGAUUUGUCAAUGAUACGCUGCGGUCAGAAUUUCACAAAAAGUUUAUGGAAAAAUAUAUCAAGUAGUAUAAGUUUUGUUUUUGUUUUAAGCAUCCCAUGUUUGUUGAUAGGGUGAACAGAGUAAGUGUCUUCUCACCUGAAAAAUCUCAUAAUUUAAAGAGAACCUGCAACAUAGAUUGGCUCUCCCCAAGGUCACAUCCAACAUUUUAACUUAACCCAACAUCUGGAAUAUCGGUUGGCUUUAUUUUGUUCCAGCUAGGCUGGCUUACUUCCCAGAAAUGUUUGUUCGUUGAUACGAAUUUACUUUUAAAAGUCUUUCUGUAAAUGCUUUGAAAAUGGUUUGCAAUAAAUCCUUUGUCUGAA
Molecule: messenger RNA, 1396 nt
Organism: Eublepharis macularius
Lineage: Eukaryota; Metazoa; Chordata; Lepidosauria; Squamata; Eublepharidae
Gene: CWC15
Product: CWC15 spliceosome associated protein homolog
Exons: 7
Coding region: 407-1099 (230 amino acids)
Biological process (GO): mRNA cis splicing, via spliceosome
Cellular component (GO): catalytic step 2 spliceosome
Molecular function (GO): RNA binding
Source: RefSeq, a predicted model, not a curated record